AUAGCAGAUUUUGAGCCCUGGAGCUCGCGCUUGUCUCCGCAAAAUUUUCAGGUAAUUUCAGUGCUCGAUUUCGAGCAUAUGGUGGCAUUUUGCUGCCCUCCAAUCGCCAUUGUUGACGAGCUUUGUGGUAGGCGGUACAAGUGCAGUUCGCCGUCUCCGGUGGCGGCGAUGGCAAGCAACGAGGCGCUCCUCCUUGAAUCCCUCACUUCCCGAUACUCGGAAUGGAUUAUAGAGGCCCUCGACGAUCUGCCGCACGAUCUCAGCUUCCUCAUCACUGAUCCCUACAUCGCAGGACACCCCAUCGUCUUCGCGAGCCGUGGGUUUCUUUCUAUGUCCGGAUUUUCUCGCGAGGAGGUCGUCGGCAGGAAUGGGAGGAUAUUUCAGGGUCCCGAUACUGACCGGAGGUCGGUGAUGGCGAUUCGGGAGGCGAUUCGGGAGGAGAGGGCGAUGCAGAUUAGUAUAUUGAACUAUCGGAAGGAUGGGACGUCAUACUGGAUCCUAUUCAAGCUUUGUCCCGUUUUUGGAAGAGAUGAUGGCAAGUUAGUUCACUUCUUUGCUGUACAAGUACCGAUCCCUCGGCUGCGUUCGAGUUCUAAGCGACAGAGCAGUGGACUAUUAGCCGGGGUUUGUAGGAAUGAGGUGCGCUCUGAUCUAGACUUCCGGUGUAGUCUUCCCUUCGAUUCCUAUGACGAUUCGGAUAAUAGAGGGUUGCAGGGGGGAGAACGGCGGGAAGCAGGUGAUCGUGAGAAGCAAAAAGCUGUAGAUGGUGCUACCGAGGUACUAUCGAAGCUGGCGCAUUAUAGUGAGGUCACCGGGAGAGUUGUGUGCGGCAAGAGAUGCAGUCCUAAGGCUGGAAUUUCUUCUCUGUCUUCAUCCUUGUGCACUUCUCUCGGUAGAAUCAAACAGAGCUUUGUAUUUUUGUUUUACAGGACUGAUCCUCAUUUGCCUGAUAUGCCAAUCGUCUAUGCUAGUGAUACCUUCUUUAGUUUGACAGGUUACACCAGAGAUGAAGUUUUAGGACGUAAUUGCAGGUUUUUAGGUGGGCCUGACACAGAUGUUGAGGCCUUACAACAGAUAAAAGAUAGUAUCUUGACAGAAAAAGCUUGCACCGUGCGUAUUCUGAAUUACAGGAAAGAUGGAACUUCGUUCCGCAAUCUUCUACACAUAUCACCAGUUCGAAAUUCAUCUGGCAAGAUUGCAUUUUAUGUUGGAGUUCAGAUUGAGGAGGGAUUGAAGAAUGAUGAGCAUGGGCUGAGCCCAUCGAUCAGGCAGCUCGGUGCUGUCGGUGCAGUUAAAGUGGCUGUGAGGAGCUUGUCUUCAAGCGCAGGAUCAUCUUCCAGGUCCUUUUCAUAGUAUUCACUGUAGUUGUAAAUUUGUGGCCUAGCAGCCAAAUUGUACUUAAUCUGUCUCUUUGGGGCAAAGAAGGAGACUGGGUGCACAAGCGCUCAAUUCCAAAGCCUUCUUUGUUGUAAUGUUUUAUAUUAACAUAUGAGGUUUAUUUCAAUGAAAAUUGAAACCCGACAGUUAUGAAUAAGUUUUUCACACUUGUGGCAAUUUCAAAAGAUUGGUAGACCUAAA
Molecule: messenger RNA, 1578 nt
Organism: Phalaenopsis equestris
Lineage: Eukaryota; Viridiplantae; Streptophyta; Magnoliopsida; Asparagales; Orchidaceae
Product: protein TWIN LOV 1
Exons: 7
Coding region: 79-1353 (424 amino acids)
Cellular component (GO): nucleus
Source: RefSeq, a predicted model, not a curated record